Molecule: messenger RNA, 7436 nt
Organism: Monodelphis domestica (gray short-tailed opossum)
Lineage: Eukaryota; Metazoa; Chordata; Mammalia; Didelphimorphia; Didelphidae
Gene: CENPE
Product: centromere protein E
Biological process (GO): mitotic cell cycle; microtubule-based movement
Cellular component (GO): microtubule
Molecular function (GO): ATP binding; microtubule binding; microtubule motor activity
Source: RefSeq, a predicted model, not a curated record
AUCGGAAUACUCGUCAGAGAAAUUUCAAACGGAGUGGCGGCCGGUAGUGCGGGUCUUUUCCAGUCCCAUUUCAGCGUCGUUAUGGCGGAGGAAGGCGCUGUCACGGUCUGCGUGCGGGUUCGGCCGCUUAUCAGCAGAGAACAAGCUCUUGGAGAUGCUACACAGCUUCACUGGAAGACUGAAGAUAGACUCAUUUCUCAAAUAGAUGGAACAAGAUCCUUUAGUUUUGAUCGUGUAUUUCAUUCUAAUGAAACUACAGAAAAGGUAUUUGAAGAAAUAGCAGUACCAAUUAUUCGUUCUGCCAUACAAGGUUACAAUGGUACAAUAUUUGCAUAUGGACAGACUGCUUCAGGAAAAACCUAUACAAUGAUGGGUUCAGGAGAUAGUUUGGGUGUAAUACCUAAAGCAAUUCAUGAUAUUUUCCAAAAAAUUCAGGAGAUUCCUGAAAGAGAAUUUCUAUUACGUGUAUCCUAUAUGGAAAUUUACAAUGAAACCAUAACAGAUUUGCUCUGUGACACCAGGAAAAUGAAACCUUUAGAAAUUCGGGAAGAUUUCAAUAGAAAUGUGUAUGUAGCUGAUCUCACAGAAGAGGUGGUCUCCACCCCAGAACUGGCUCUGCAGUGGAUCAAGAAAGGAGAGCGGAACAGGCACUAUGGGAAAACAAAAAUGAAUCAGAGAAGUAGUCGUUCCCAUACAAUUUUCAGAAUGAUAUUGGAAAGUCGAGAAAAAGGUGACCCUUCAAACUGUGAUGGAGCUGUCAUGGUGUCUCAUUUGAAUCUUGUUGAUCUUGCAGGCAGUGAAAGAGCCAGUCAAACCGGAUCUGAAGGACUUCGACUCAAAGAAGGCUGCAAUAUUAAUAGGAGCUUGUUUAUAUUGGGACAAGUGAUCAAAAAACUUAGUGAUGGACAAGCUGGUGGUUUCAUAAACUAUCGAGAUAGCAAACUGACUCGAAUUCUCCAGAAUUCUUUGGGAGGAAAUGCAAAAACACUUAUUAUCUGCACUAUUACACCAGUCUCUCUUGAGGAAACACUUAGUACACUUCAGUUUGCCAGCACUGCUAAAUAUAUGAAAAACACACCUCAUGUUAAUGAGGUAUUGGAUGAUGAAGCCCUCUUGAAAAGAUAUCGGAAGGAAAUAAUAGAUUUGAAAAAACAACUGGAGGAGGUUUCUUCAGAAACUCGUGUCCAGGCAAUGGAGAAAGAUCAGUUGGCCCAGCUUUUAGAAGAAAAAGACUUGCUUCAAAAAGUACAGAAUGACAAAAUUCAGAAUUUAACACAAAUGUUGGUGACCUCCUCCUCUAUCACAAUACAGCAGGAUCUGAAGGCCAAAAGAAAACGAAGAGUUACUUGGUGCCCUGGAAAAAUGAACAAAAUGAAAGACAUUGGCUACAUGGAUGACUUUGAUAUAACCAAGACCCUUGUAGCCAAAUCAGUCAAGCCUGCUCUACCUAUCAUAGCAGACACUGAUGAAUCUAUGUGUUCAGAGUUUGAUAUUUUCAGUAAUACUCUUGAAACAAUAUCUGAGAUGGAAUGGAAUCCGGCAACAAAGCUAAAUCAGAUUCAGGAACAAGAUUUAUUGGAUUCAGUUCAACUUUGUGAAACAAUCAUAUUAGAAAAGGAGAAUGUACAGAGCGAGUUGAAUUCCCUGCGUGCUAACUUUGACAAUCUGGUAUUAGAUUAUGAACAACUCCAAAUCAAAAAUGCAGAAAUAGAACAGAAGUUAAAUGAAAAGCUUGAGUUAGAGGAAUUUGUGACUCUAGAAAUGCAAAGCAUAAAGGAGCAAGAGAGUGAACAGAAUUCAAAAUCACAGUUGCUGAAAGAAAAGGAAGAACAAAUCAAGGAGAAAUUUUUAGAAUUACAACUGAUAAAAAAGACAAUGGGAGAUGGUGAGAAAAUAUAUGAAGAACUAAAGCAUUUGAAACAGUCUCUCUGCGAUACUGAAACCAUAGCCCUGGAUGCCCAGAAAGAAACAGCAUUUCUUAAAUGUGAGAACCUAGAGCUGAAAGAAAAAAUGAAAGAACUUUCAAGUCAAUGCAAGCAACUGGAAAAAGAUAAUCAUCUAUACCAAAGUCAGUUGCAAGAGAGAAGAGACAGUUCCAAAAGAAGGCAAGCUGAUCUAGAGAAAGAAUUGCAGUCGGCUUUUAGUGAAAUCACAAGGCUGACUUCCAUUAUUGAGGGCAAAUAUCCAAAAGAUGUGCUCCUUACUGUGGAAUUGGAAAGAAAAGUUAAAGAUCUCCAAAAAGACCUGGAUAAAGCAAUCAAAGAAAAUGCAACUUUGCAAAAAGAAAUUAAUACACUAUCUGAAUUGAAGUCUUUACCUACUGAGCUAGAAAUACUGAAGAAAGAGAGACUUGAAAAAUCUGAAGAGCUGAAUUUGAUAAUAGCAGAAAAGGAUAAACUUAGGGCUGAAAUCAUGUACAAGGACAACAGGCUCCAAGAACUACUUGAUGAAAUUGAGAAAAGCAAAGAGGAGCUAGCAGCAGCCCAGGCAACUCAUCAAACCACCACUCAGGAGUUCCAGGAUUUCAAACAAUACCAUGGAGAGUUUGAGCAAAAUUAUUUUACUGUUCUUGAAGAGAUUGAGAAAAUGAAGCAUCAAAUUAGAACUGUAUCCGUAGAAGCUCAUGAAAUUGCUUUGGAUUUUGAUGAUUUGGUUAGUGAGCCAACCAAAGAGCCUCCUCCAGAAGUCCAACAGAAAGCCACUGAAGGAGAGAAACUCCUUGAGGUGAGAGAACAACUUUGUAAGGCUCAGCAGAAGUUGGAAGAGCGACUAAGUGGCAGGAGAUCCAGUCUGAGGACCUCAGAGGAGGAGACGCAAUUCCUUCCCAAGAGCCUUCAUGAGCAUCUCCAGAGCACAGAUAAAGGCACCCAGGAGGAACUGAGGAAUUAUUCUGAGUCCCACAAAUGUCAGGAUACCAAGGACUCCUCCAGCAUGCCCACAAGACUGUCAGAAGAAUCAGGUGUUAAGGGAAUUCAAGAAGAAGCACUUGAUGAGUUGCAAGGAAAGACUGUGAAGCUGAAUGAAGGACAAAAUUUGGAGUCUCCAAGAAACCUAGUGCCUCUCCCAGACUAUGAAAAGGACAAUGAAUUACUUCAACAACAAAGAAAGAUUUCCUCCUUAAUACAGGAAAAAAAUCAGCUGCAGCAAAUGCUAGAGUGUGUCACAGCCGAAAAGAAUCAAUUGAAAACUGAUCUCGAGGAAAAUAUUGGAAUGAGUAUUGAAAAUCAAGAAGAAUUAAGAAAUAUUGGAGCAGCACUUAAAAAGCAACAAGAGGCAGUCCUCAAAGAAAGGAGGAAGACUGCCGAGAAAGAAGGAGAGCUUGUAAGGACUCAGGAGAGAUUGGCAGAUACUGAGGAAAAACUCAAUAAGAAGAUCCAAGAACUUCAAGAAAAAGAAAACCAGAUGUUGAAUGUUAGAAAAGAAGUCAUUGAGGCUCAGGAGAAAGUGAAUGAGAUGGAGCAAAUAAGGAACCAAUUAGAAUCCAAAAAUUCUACCCUGGAGAGGGUAGAAAUAGAGAACCUGAAGCUGGCUCAGAAACUCCAGGCUAGUUUAGAACAAACGUCAUCAAUAACCCAAGAAAUAAAUGAGUUCAAGAAGACACAGGUGGCUCUCCAAUUAGAGAGAGAUCAACUAAAAGAAAAUAUCAAAGAAGUUGUAACUAAGGGCCUGGAAACACAAGAAGAACUAAAAGUUGCUCAGACAUGUCUGAAGGAACACCAAGAGACAAUUGAUAAACUGAAAGAAAGAAUUUCUGAGAAGAUGGCUCAAGAGAUUCAAGAACAUCAGGCAAAACAAGCACAUAUAUUUAAUGUCAGAGAGGAAGACAAUAAGGCUCAAGAAAAAAUAAAGGAAAUGGAACAAUUAAAGGAGCAAUUAAUAUCCAAAGAGUCUACCCUGGAGAGGAUUAAUUUGGAAAACCUGGAAUUGGCUCAGAAACUCCAAGCCAGUCUUGAAGAAACCACCUCUUUGGCAGAGGAGAGAGAUGAACUGACAAAGACACUGAUGACUCUCCAAGAAGAGAGCCAUCAACUGAAACAGAACAUAACAGAACUUGAAGCCAAGGGUCUGGAAACACAGGAAGAACUUAGAAUUGCUCAAAUGGGUCUGAAGGACCACCAGGAGACAAUUGACAGAUUAAAAGAGUGUGUUUCAGAGAAGGUGGCUCAAGUGUCAAAGAAUCAAGAAGCUUUUGAGAAAACUAAAGCUGAGCUGCAGGAAAAGAUUCAAGAGCUUCAGGAGAAAAAGGAGCAAGUUGUUAAUGUCAGAGAAGAAAACAGUGAGGUGGAGGAAAAAGUGAUUGAGAUAGAACAGUUAAAAAAACAACUGAAAACCAAAGAGUGUACUCUGGAGAGGAUAGAAAUGGAAAACCUGGAAUUGGCUCAGAAACUCCAAGCCAGUCUUGAAGAAACCACCUGUGUAGCCAAGGAGAGGGAUGAACUGACAAAGAUACAGGAGGCUUUUUACAUAGAGAUGGAACAGCUGAAAGAAACCAUAAGGGACCUCACAACUAAGGGUCAGGGAACCCAAGAAGAACUCAAAUUUGCUGAGAUUUGUCUAAAGGGGCACCAAGAAACAAUUGAUAAACUGAAAGGAUGCAUUUCAGAGAAGACAGCUCAAGUAUCAGAGAGCCAAGAAAUUUUAGAGAAAACCACUGCUGAACUGCAGGAAAAGAUCCAAAAGCUUCAAGAAACAGAAGAGAUGCUUCUUAAUAUGAAAAGAGACAUGAACAAGACUCGGCCACAAAGACAGUCGCUCCAUCAGUUGGAGGACCAGCUAAAGAGCAUGAGUAACACGUUGUCUGUGGCUGAGGCAGAGAAACUGAACCUGACUCAGAAACUGGAUUCGUGCCUCAGUGAAAUGAACACUGUCAUCAAGGAGAGAGAUGCCCUGAAGGAGACUGAGAAGGCUCUCCAAACAGAAAUAAGUCACCUGAAAGAAAGCCGAAAGCAGAUCGGCACGGCGAACCAACAGAAACCAAAAGAACUAGUAAAAAUGGAAGCAACCGCAAGAAAGGACAUCAAACAACACCCUAUUGAAAGUCUUAAAGAAAAAUGCUCAAAGAUAAAUGAACUUCAGAAGAAAUAUACUAUGAUGGAAAAUCGCUGUGGGUUCCUGAGCAAACUCUCUGUUGACUUGAAAAAGGCAUUUGAAAGCCAAAAUGAGCUCCAGGUCAAAGUUCGUGCAUCCCUCUAUCAUACCCCUCAGUUAACUAAAGCUGUUGAAAAAAUUCUAGCCAGCAACCGUCGCUGUAAUAACGAUCUCCACUCCAGCAGCACGUGCAUACUAAGGAAACUGGAGGGUGUGUUAAAGCGUGUUGUAGGCCUAAGGAAGGAACAUCACACUACUGUCAACAAAUUUCAAAUGGACUUGAUUAGGGAAGCAGAAAGGCAGAAUGAACUACUUGUUAAAACACAGCAUCUUCAACAACAUUCUCAAGGAGGAUCCCUGGAAUCAAGUGGCUACAAAUUGAGCCAAAAAAUGAAUCUACAUGUGGAGCAAAUUCUCAAGGAUGUUUCAGAAACACAAAAUGACGUCCACAACAUGAUAGCUGAAUUCCAACAAUUGUUAAAUGCCAAGAAAGAAAUUAUCUUGUUCCUGGAUGUGUGCUUAAACACACAUUUUGAUGUAGAAUGCCUUAAAAAAGUAAUACAGGAGGAGAAUGACAGAAUUGUUAAUGUGAAUAACUCGUAUUGUAAUAAAAUAAAGGCUAUUAUAAAUGAAUCCUCUGAGUUUGAAGACAAAAGUAUUAUUGAAUGUAAAGAGUGGGAACAUGAAUUGAGACAAAUGAAGGAAGAGAAUGAAGAACUUGUAAAGAAGUUACAAACUACACAGACACCCCCUACAGCUCUGAAUGACUUGGAUGCUCUUAGUGAAGGAGAAAAGAAGCAUGACCUUAAAUUGAGGCAUACAGGACGAACCACAAAGGAAACUCAAGAAAGUCCAUUUUAUGAAGACAAAGAAAACAAUCAUAAGCAAGAGGAAAUUGAUCCAAUGCAGAAAAGCCUGGAAGUGGCUAAAGUUAUGAGGAACAAACACCUUCAAAGUCAACCAUUGGCACAAAGUCCUCAAGAUGCCAAAGCAACUUUAGGUGCUGUGUUCAGUAAAGAAAUUGAUGAUCUCAAGAUGAAGUUGGUGAAAUUGAAUAUGGAAAAGAUGAAUGAGUCCAAGAAGUUUGAAAAAGAAAUUGCUUCUAAAACUGCCAUAAUAGAACAUAACGAGGAAAUUAUAAGCCAGCUGAAGGAGAGGCUUAGAAGAGCUCAACAAUGCAACGAUACCUCAAUGUCAGAAGCACCUGCUCCUGCUCCGGUCUCGCACACACCACUGACGUGUGGAGGCGGCAGCGGCAUCGUCCAGAGCACAAAAGCCCUCAUUUUAAAGGCAGAUCGUGUGAGGCUCGAGAGAGAGAUUUUGAAGUUAAAGCAGCAGAAUGAAUAUCUGACAAACCAUCAAAGUCAGCUGUCGAGCAACAAUUUUCAUCUUGUCAGAGAAGUCAAAAAAUGGAAAGAGAGAGCCCUUAAAAAGGAAGCCCAAGAAGUUCCUCGUGUCCAUUCUCCAAAAUCUCCCAGACUGGCUGAAGCUACCCCGCUUAAGAGACAGUGCACAUCACCUCUGUAUAAAGAGCAGGUUUCGCAGGAAACCAGACCCAAGGAUUCACCCAAACCGUGGGCAUUUGAUGGACGGUCCAAGUCUCUACCAGUCACUUGUCUUAAUAAUUACUUUGAUAACUCCGGCCUAGGCCUACUCCCAGAAGUAGCUUUCAAUUCUGCAAAUGAUCCUACAAAAGAAGCACAGAUUCCAAGAGUGGAAAAUAGUGGUUCUUUACUGGAUCAGUGGCAGGCCUCUUCAGGAAAAGAUGCACCUGAAUGUAGAACCCAAUAAUCUUCUCACUUUUAUGGAUCAUGAACAUUGCACAUUCUUCAGGAUACUUCAAUGAUUUGGGCCUCAGUCAUUCUUCCCACUGCAAUCAGAGUUUAGUCCAGCUUUCUUUGUUUCCCUCACUGUGCCACUAAUAUCGCUGUGCAAAAGAAUAGGAAAGAAGGCACUAGCUUGGCAGAAAACUGAUCCGAAGGAUAGCAAAACAUUACAUGCUUACUUCGUUCUCAAGUGCUGGAAUCCUUUUGAAAGAGAUUUCAUUAAAAGGUAGCUUCUAUGAAAUGCAAAAUUAUGACAGAAAUUCCUUAGGCUGACCAGAGGAAAAAUGACUUAAUUUAUAUGGUCAUCAUUUUAAUCUGUAUAUCUUAAAUGUACACAUGUAAAAUUGUUAUAUACCCAUUUUUUUCCUUUUGUAUUAUACAAUUUCUUCUUCUAUUACCUUCCCUACUGUAAUCUCUGUGAUGGCAGGAAUUGUGUCUUAAUUCUUCUUUGUAUCCCCCACAUAAUGUGGUAUUAAUAAUGUGGUAUUAGGAGCUACUCAAUAAAGACUAAUCAACAGAUGA